This is a messenger RNA of Ctenocephalides felis (cat flea), 1203 nucleotides long. RefSeq names its product phenoloxidase-activating factor 2-like. Gene Ontology annotation, biological process: proteolysis. Gene Ontology annotation, molecular function: serine-type endopeptidase activity. The record is from RefSeq and is a predicted model, not a curated record. Lineage: Eukaryota; Metazoa; Arthropoda; Insecta; Siphonaptera; Pulicidae. The transcript has 7 exons. Bases 1 to 1203 code for a protein of 400 amino acids.
AUGGAUGGAUUUAAUAAUGCGACCAGUACAAUUAUGAAUUUGGCAAGGUAUCUUGGACCAAAUGGCCAAUUUAGCAGUCCUCUCAAUAUUGGCAAUGUUGUCACUUGCCUAGCCACAGGAUUUAUAUUUCGUGAUAGUGCUCCUACAAAUCGAUCAGCACCUCAGUCCAGAGCUCGAAAGGUUAUUCCUGCAAAAAAUAAAUUCAAUCAGAAGAAUUCACUUCAGAUGUUGGCCAGACAAUCAACUGAUGACAUCAGGUGUGGCUGCGUUCCGCAAGGAACAUGUGUUGCCAAUAGUGCCAACACUGAUGGCACAGGAUUGAUUGACUUCAGGAUUGUCACAAAUACGCCGGUGCCACCCAUUAAUCCUUGUUUAGAAGGAAUGCAAGCAUGCUGUGUUUCUGGUCCAGCACCUCCUUGUGGACAAAGAUACCAGGUUCCUCAGCCAGCACCAACGGGUCCAGGUCAGGCGCAAUUUGGAGCCUAUCCUUGGCAAGCAGUUCUUUUACUAAAUAACGUAUAUAUGGGAUCAGGAGUUCUGGUGGACGAACGACACGUUAUAACAGCCGCCCAUAAAAUUGAACCUUAUUUAGAUGAUAUUGUUGCCAGUGAUUUUGCUGACAUCAAAGUUCGCCUGGGAGAAUGGGAUGCAUCUUCAGAUCGAGAGCCAAUUCCACAUCAAGAAUUUGCCAUUGAAAGUGUUGCAAUUCAUCCAGAUUACAAUAAUGGAAACUUGCACAAUGACAUCGCAGUUAUAAGACUCAAGAAUAAUGUAUUACUAGGUACUUCACCACUUGUUGCAGCAGCUUGCUUACCGACAAGAUCAUUCAGCAAUUGCAACUGUAAAUGCUGGGUAUCCGGAUGGGGCAAAAAUGCCUUCACCGGUCAGUUCCAGAAUGUGCAGAAGCAAGUCGAUGUAAUAAUACAAUCCGCAGAUGGCUGCCAAUCAUCUUUACGUGGAACCAGACUUGGAGCUGCCUUUGUGUUCGAUAGUGACAGUUUUAUUUGUGCUGGUGGAGAAAUAGGAAAAGAUGCUUGCACGGGCGAUGGUGGUUCACCUUUAUCUUGCGAAAUCAGCGGUCGCUGGUCAAUACCAGGACUAGUAGCCUGGGGAAUUGGUUGUGCAGAUGCUGGUGUUCCUGGAGUUUAUGUUAAUGUACUAAAUUUCAUACCUUGGAUUGAACAAACAAUAGCUACACCUUGA